CUGUAGACUGUAUCUGCUUCAUUUCCAUUUAGGAUGUCCAAUGAACAUGUCGGUUCGGAGAGAGAUAGAGACAGAGCUAGAGAGAGAGAGCGUGCAACCAUGGUUGGACUACCCUACGAUUUCCUUGUUAACCCUCUUGGUGCUGUGAGAUCAACCUUCGACCAGGCGAUAUCAUCGGGUUCCAAUCCAGCGUCUUUUGAUGGCAAGGACUGGGGAGCGCUCGAUCCAUUUCGUCACUUCCUUUUUGACCAAGAUGGUCUAUCUAAGGUUCCAAUUUUGAACGCUUCAAGCGUUAAAUGGGUUCAGCCCAACUGUCUUGUUCGGUUCAAGGGAAUGAUUCAAGACAUGCUGGGAAAUGAGUUUUAUGUUGGCGCUUACAAGGAUGGCUCCACUUGGAAAACCACCAAGUUUACGGAUUCUUCUCAAUGCCCGACAGGAAUUUCCCCGGAUAUGCGCAUCUGGGAACGCCGUUUGCUGUACUGUGUGCCUGUUCCAGGUCAGAAUUCUUGGACAGAAUCCUCGCGUUUAGGAGAGAUCAAUCAGAGUGCUGAGGGGACAUCUGAAAACAAACAAAAGCGUUGCAGAUUGGAUGAAAAUUCUGUCGAUCCUAUGGACUUGCUUGCUUCAAGUGAUGAGCUUCAAAGUUCUUCCUGUGCGAAAAAGAUGAAAGACGAACAACUUUCGCCCGGCUUACAGUCUCCAAAUAUUUCCUCUGUGGCUGUAUCUAGUCUAAGCACUGUCAACAAUGCUGAAAGAAAUUUUCUUCCUUGUCUAGUUAAGAUGUAUGAUACUGUGGAGUCUGAGUUGAAAUUGAAUGAUGUUUUUGAGUUUAUUGGUGUCAUUACCCUUGGCACAGAGCAAAAAGUUGACAAGGAUGACGACGAUGAGUUCUCAAAUGGUUUAUGUGAGGACUUAUCGGUUCAAUUUCCUCCCGACAGGGUACCGUGUCUCCAUUGUGUUGUUCACAGGAAACUUGCCGUUCAUGACUUCCAAACUUUCCAUGUGUUAGAGCCAACAACCCAUCUAAUUCGAGAGAUACGUACCACUCUACUAAAUCACCUGACCAUUGUUCUUGGCAAUGAUGGAGUUGCAGCUCACUUUUUGUUGUUGCAUCUUCUAUCCAAGGUGCAUGCUAGGGUGGAUUCCCUGGCCGUGGGUAAACUUUCACUAAACCUCACAGGUUUUAACAACGAAAGUAUGUCAAUCUUUGGAAAUCAGCUCAGGCUUACUGUCAAGUGUCUUCUUCCAUUCACGGAAUAUAUACCACUCACAGUAGAAUAUCUAAAUACAGCUUCACUGGCACCGAAGAAGGAUUUUGAGAUAAACCGAUUGGUUCCUGGUGUUCUUCAGCUGGCAGAAGGUUCACAUUUGAUGAUUGAUGAAACACAACUGGAAAUAGGGACACUGAAUUCUCUUGGAGUUGAAAACGCAAGGCUGCUGAAAACUUUAAUGGAGUCGCAAAAGGUUGAAUAUGAUUUCAAGUACUACAAAAUGGAUAUGACAACCGAUGUCCAAUUGCUAAUUUUGUCAGAGGGUAAAUCCAACAUUUUGCCAGCUGAUUUGGUUGUGCCUUUCCAACCUUCAUCUGUAGGUUCUUCCGCAAUUACUGAUAUGAAUGCACUAGAAGCAUGGAGGUGGUACUUAUCUAAUUUAAGGUCAUUGCCACAUUCCAUUGAGUCAGAAAUGCAGCAGGUUGUAGAAAAUGACUUGGUGGCAGCGAAGCAGGCAGAUAGGAGCUUAGGCAGCCAAGACUUAAGCAGGUUGCUAACGAUAGGUCGCCUGAUGUCUGCAAGUUACGGAGAAACCUCUUUGUCAUUGGAACAUUGGCAGAUGGUCAAGGAACUAGAAAGGUUGAGAAGGGAGAGACUCACAUGAGGCUAAAUUGAAAGGAAUUGCUGUAAAGUGAUUGCUCAGGAAAUGAAUUUGUUUGGAUAACGCCGUCAAGUGUGGGUCCGGAUUCGGUUCGCCUUUGGGGCUCUCACAUGAAAGUUAAGGAAGGAGAAGCAUCCUCCUCCUCCUCUUCUUCUUCCUUCGAAUCGCCACUCCACUCUGGCAUGACCACAACGCAAGAAUCAUCGUUUCUGGUAUCAUGACAAGUACGAAACACAAUCGUGUAGAUAGCAUUCAUUUCAGGGCUUGAACUAAUCCCGUGGUGUAUAGGUUAAAAGAACUGUGCGUUUGGUGUCAAUUUUUGAAAACGAUUGUGGAAUAGGUUUACUUUAGGAAUUAUCGUUUGAAAAUACAAAGAAAUCAGUGUAAACAAGCCAGAUUUGGUAUGUGAACAUGACUAUACGAUGGAAUUGAAUGUCAAAGGUGAGGAAUGAGGUGGUAA
Molecule: messenger RNA, 2332 nt
Organism: Cucurbita pepo subsp. pepo (vegetable marrow)
Lineage: Eukaryota; Viridiplantae; Streptophyta; Magnoliopsida; Cucurbitales; Cucurbitaceae
Product: mini-chromosome maintenance complex-binding protein
Biological process (GO): DNA-templated DNA replication
Molecular function (GO): chromatin binding
Source: RefSeq, a predicted model, not a curated record